UAACCUGUUGCUUUAGAGGAGUGCUUGGAACAGUGAAGCACUGAGGUGGUUUGAUGAUUUCCUGCUUUGAUGGAACUCUGGCAAAGGCAUAGUGCUUUGACAGUGAAAAAACAACUCCAAGACUGCAGCAGGACAAAUUUGGAAGCACUUCAGAAGAAGCUGGAAGAAUUAGAGUUGGAUGAACAGCAACGGAAGCGCCUCGAAGCUUUCCUUACCCAGAAACAAAAAGUUGGAGAGCUGAAGGAUGAUGACUUUGAGAAGAUCAGUGAGCUGGGAGCAGGAAAUGGUGGUGUGGUCUUCAAAGUGUCUCACAAGCCUUCUGGUCUCAUAAUGGCAAGAAAGUUAAUUCAUCUAGAGAUCAAGCCAGCUAUUCGAAACCAGAUCAUUCGUGAGCUGCAAGUUCUACACGAGUGCAACUCUCCGUACAUAGUGGGCUUCUAUGGAGCUUUUUACAGCGAUGGAGAAAUCAGCAUUUGCAUGGAACAUAUGGAUGGUGGCUCCUUGGAUCAAGUACUGAAAAAGGCUGGAAGAAUUCCAGAGCAGAUCCUGGGCAAAGUUAGCAUUGCGGUAAUAAAAGGACUCACAUAUCUGAGAGAAAAGCAUAAAAUAAUGCACAGAGAUGUUAAACCAUCUAACAUUUUGGUAAACUCUAGAGGUGAAAUCAAGCUUUGUGAUUUUGGUGUCAGUGGACAACUGAUAGAUUCUAUGGCAAACUCGUUUGUUGGCACGCGCUCCUACAUGUCU
Molecule: messenger RNA, 744 nt
Organism: Antrostomus carolinensis (chuck-will's-widow)
Lineage: Eukaryota; Metazoa; Chordata; Aves; Caprimulgiformes; Caprimulgidae
Product: dual specificity mitogen-activated protein kinase kinase 1
Exons: 6
Biological process (GO): protein phosphorylation
Molecular function (GO): ATP binding; protein kinase activity
Source: RefSeq, a predicted model, not a curated record